Sitophilus oryzae (rice weevil) is the source of this 8329-nucleotide messenger RNA. It is a transcript of the gene Galphas, whose product is annotated as guanine nucleotide-binding protein G(s) subunit alpha. Gene Ontology annotation, cellular component: heterotrimeric G-protein complex. Gene Ontology annotation, biological process: adenylate cyclase-activating dopamine receptor signaling pathway; sensory perception of chemical stimulus. Gene Ontology annotation, molecular function: G protein-coupled receptor binding; GTP binding; GTPase activity. NCBI's taxonomy places the organism in Eukaryota, Metazoa, Arthropoda, Insecta, Coleoptera, Curculionidae. The transcript has 8 exons. The record is from RefSeq and is a predicted model, not a curated record. The coding region runs from base 779 to 1918 and encodes 379 amino acids.
ACAAAAAAACGAGACAAGCAAGGCCGCCGUUAUAGAGUUUUUGCACGGGCGACAUGUUAAGAUUAGCAGCGUUCGCGGCGAAAUAAUCGUAAUCCACUGACGAAAAAUGGUUUUGUGACUCGAGGUGCGCCCCAGGGACCGUCUCGAAGGGCAGAUCCGUGACAGGGCGGCGCCAGAAUCCCAGUAAUUCGCCAGUCAAGUCGCCGAGGGUGUAGGUAGUAUCGUUGUAGUUUUUAAGGAUCCCGUCAGGGGAAUACGCGAAACCCGAAAAAAUGACGGAAAUCUAUUUUUAAAUGCGCCUUUCUGUUGUGUGUGUCGUUAAUAUACAUCUGUCUCGGCGGUCUGGGCUAUUUUCGAUCGUCGCGGGGUAAAAAUAGCCCGCCGUGUCUGCCGACUGUGGGCUGUGAGGAUGUUGCCGCGAAGCCAUUUUUUCAUCAACAUUUUCGGCUAAUUAUUUUCGUUGCCGCUGUCUAAAAACGCGUGUGAACGUUAUUUACGCGGUGCAGUGUCGUGUCUGUGAUUUCCAGUGUUCCCCCGAAUAUCCCUUCAUCAAUUUUACCUACGAAUUGAUCGACUCUUUUUUACAAACAGUAAGUGGAUCUGCUUUGACAAAAUAUGUGGUUUAACACACGAAGUGAUGUAUGAGUAGAACUCAAGUUGUGAAGUGUGUUGUGGUAUUGUUUGAGACUGAAAUCUAACCACGGUGGCUUCAGGUCCAGAUUGUGGCCCCGUGGCCGCCGACAAGGGGGCAGAUUGCUGGUGGUCCCCCCUGGCGGCCAUGGGCUGUUUUGGAGACAGGGAUGCUGGACAAGCCACAGAAGACAUCAGAUCUCAGAAAAGGAUCAGCGAUCAAAUCAAUAGGCAGUUAGCUAAAGAAAAACAAGUGUACAGAGCAACACAUCGGUUAUUAUUGUUAGGAGCGGGCGAAUCUGGAAAAUCGACUAUCGUGAAACAGAUGCGCAUCCUUCACGUAAACGGUUUCAGCGAGCGCGAGAAAAAGCAGAAAAUAGAAGACAUUAAGAAGAAUAUUCGAGAUGCCAUUAUUACGAUAACGGGGGCCAUGUCGACGUUGAGUCCCCCAGUUCAGCUGGAGAAGCCAGAGAACCAAGUCAGGGUGGAUUGGAUCCAAGAUGUGGCCACUGGGCCGGACUUUGACUACCCUCCUGAGUUUUAUGAGCACACAGAGGCCCUGUGGAAGGACCGAGGUGUUCAGGGUACGUACGAGCGCAGCAACGAGUACCAGCUCAUCGACUGCGCCAAGUACUUCCUCGACCAGGUCGACGUCAUCAAGCGAUCCGACUACACGCCCACUGAGCAGGACAUCCUUCGUUGCAGAGUGCUGACCAGCGGCAUAUUUGAAACGCAGUUCCAAGUCGAUAAGGUUAAUUUCCAUAUGUUCGACGUGGGUGGACAGCGCGACGAGCGCCGCAAAUGGAUUCAGUGCUUCAACGAUGUGACGGCCAUUAUCUUCGUAACGGCAUGUUCGUCGUACAACAUGGUUCUACGCGAGGACCCCACGCAGAACCGGCUCAAAGAGUCGCUGGAGCUGUUCAAAUCGAUCUGGAACAACCGGUGGCUGCGCACCAUCUCGGUCAUCCUCUUCCUCAACAAGCAGGAUUUGCUGGCUGAGAAAAUUCUGGCAGGCAAGAGCAAGCUAGAGGAGUAUUUUGCAGAGUUUGCGCGUUAUCAGACGCCGCAGGAGGUGCCCAAUGAGAAUAAUGAGCCGCCGGAAGUGUUCAGGGCCAAGUAUUUCAUAAGGGACGAAUUUUUGCGCAUCAGUACCGCAUCCGGCGAGGGUAAGCACUACUGCUAUCCGCACUUCACCUGCGCCGUGGACACGGAAAACAUCAAACGAGUGUUUAACGACUGUCGCGACAUCAUUCAGCGCAUGCACCUGCGCCAAUACGAACUAUUAUAACCGCCCUUCGCGCUACACCUCCCCUUCCCCUAGCUAACCCUCUCAACUCUUUCCUCGUCCCCAUCGUCAUCAAUAAAAAUAGGACAGGUCACCCGGGGGACCGUUUCAACUACUUUGCUACCGCCGCCCUUCCGUCAUUCCUAGUCCACACUUCUGCGUUCUUGUGUUUAUUCGUCGGUUAAUUCUCGAUUGUGGCUUAUCACUGACAGUUUUUAUAUUUAACAUAUUAUGGCAUUAUUUAGACUUACUAUUCACUUAUUUUUGUCUUUUCGCGUAAAUAAAACAUAAAUAUAUUUCUUUUUUCUGUCAAGAAUAAUAGACUCAAAAUAUUUUCACAAAUACUCUACAUGGUGCCCUAUUUUCGUGUGUUCUAUGGGGUUUCUCGUCUAUGAGUAAAGACACAAAGAUGCAGUUUUCACAUCACUGCUACAUUUUUCUGAAACUAAAGAUGAUACAUGCAGAUUUGUUCUAGCUUACUUUCUGAAAUAAAGGGUGAAUUUUAAAAUUUUGCAGUUUCCGACUCCCUUUGUAUCUCAGUUAUCCUAUAACUUAUGGAAAUGAUGAAAACUGAGUUGUGUAGAGUUUUUCACGUAGAAUCCAGUGGAGUACCUAGUUUUUUACUCUCUAUGGGACUCAGCUUUCAACUUUUAGUUAAGUUAUAAUAUAACCCAGAUAAAAAAUAGGUCAAAUUCGCUCUGUAUUUCAGAAGCCAAGGGGGUUAGGACAAAUAUGCGUGUAGCAUCUUUAGUUUCAUAAAUGGUGUACAGUGAUGUGAAAACCGUAUCUUUUUAUAGCAUUUCCCAAGUCAAUUGAAAGCAGUGAGACCUUUGUCCAGUCGACGCCGACAAAGACAGUGCCGAAAUUAAGAGUCUAUCUAUUCCAACUGACUUCAGAAAAACUAUAUCUCUACUCAUAAACGAUAAACACCGUAAAACGCGAAAAUGGGACAUCCUGUAAUAGAACGAAAACUAUAGCGCAGUAGGAAAAAGAAUAAUAUUGUCUUUAUGUCAGUUUGAAUUUUUUGACAUAACAGCAUUUUCGUGUCAAUUUUCAGCGUGGCAGUGACAGCCCUGAACUUAUUAAUUUAAUAAUGAUAUUUCUCAUUUCUUUAACAAGUUUAUUAUUCUUGAUUUCAAUUUCUUUGAAAAAGAGACACACAAGACAAAAAUUACAAAUAAAAAUCGGUAGGACCAACUAAAUACAACGCAAAACAAAAACAAAUAGUUUUAACGUACAAAGUCGAUAGAGAGGUGUUGAUUCUCUGCUUUCCCUUUAUUCGAACUACCUGCGCUAUCGAUGACGAAUACAGAAGCAAAACAAUCAUGGCGGAGAAUACUAUCCUUGAGAGCAUAAAACAUAUUUGACGAAGACAAGAAAAGGGGAAACAUAUUUUCGUUAUUUUUCAGGGGAUAUUUGUUUUAAAAUUGAGUUUGACGAAAAACUUUAAAAUUCAACAAGUCCAGUGCCAAAAUUAUUUUUUUCAUUGACUGCUCGGAUAAAAAAUAAAUUUUAUCGGGAUAAUAAAACUUCAGACCCUUCUAUGAUGAUUGGUUCUUUUUAAUUUUGUUACUUUUACAAAUUUAUAUAGAAUGGAUAUUUUUUACGAAAGUUAUAUGACAUAUGUAGAUUAUUUUUUAAAAUUUAUUUAUUGUUGGAUCAUUCUUAGCUUAGUGCAAUAUUUUUACAUGUGAUACAGGGUGUCUCAAGAAAGGAAAGAGAUUGAAGAAAUUUUACGCUAUAUUUAUAUGUAUUAUUUUUACUAUCAAUACUGUUAAAAAAACGUUAUUUUUUGUUAACGAAAAAAAUCUUAGUUUAUUUGACUUUUUUAUUUUUAUUAGACUUAUAUUAUUUAUUAUAGACUGAUUGGUCUAAAAAAGAAGUUUUCAUGAUUCUCAUGAUGAAAAUGCACACAAGUUAUGAAGUACAUAUAUAUACAGACUGUUAUCGGCUGAGCUUGAAUUUGAACUUUCUAGAGAACUAAAAUAUCCAGAUCGGAGCCUUUUUACACUUCAUGUUUCACAGUGAGCCUUUGAUUUAAAAUAUUUUCAUUUUUUUAAAGAUAUUUCAAGAUACAGUGAGGCAUUUAGGUUAUAAACAUAACUGGAAAUUGUCUGAUUUUCACAAAAAUUUGUAUACACCCUAUUUUGAGGGUCGUAUAUUACUAAUCUGGACUUUUUUGACGGUCUCUUAAGGUGUUUCAGAAAAAAACAAAAUUUAUUUAAACACUGCAUUUUUCUUAAUAGAAGUAUAAAGUAAUAAUUUAAUUUGGUGAUGGUGGAUAUUAGGUACGUCGUCAAUCUUGAAGUUAUUGAUGUAAAUUUGAUAUUAAUAUAUUCUACAAUUAAUGUUUAAACGUUUUAAGUACGGAUCGUACGGAUACUCGGCUAAAUGUUUGAGAUUUCUGCAAUAAAAUUAUUUAUUUUUGGAGGUUAGACUACAGCGUUCUCUCUCUCCCUCUCUCUCUCUCGUCUCGGUUUUCUUUGCUACUGGGCAAUUGCCAGCUCAAUUUCAUGAUGACCUCAAUGUUGUCUGGCUGUACACCAUACUGGGGCCAUCUAUUAUUUUACAAUAAUUAAAACACAAAAAAAGGUCCUUAUAUGAUCAUUUCGAAAGCUUCUCCCACGCUGGUAGCAUCCGGCUGCAUAGGGCCUGGUUACCCCCGUGACAACGUGAAAAAAGGGUUGUCCUUUAAAUACAUUUUCUCAUGGCACUUCAAAGUAGGCGAACUUGUAUAAAAUUUUUCAUGGCACUUAUAGUAGGCGAACUUUAAAAAUGUUUCACAAAAAUAUGUAUCUGAAUGGGACACGAAUCCACUUUAAAACUUUUGCACCAAAAAAUAUUAAGCUUUUACAAAACGAUUACAAGAAUAUUAACAGAAAACAAGAAACAAAAAUCGACCUCCGAACAACCAGUCAUCAGACAGUAUUCGAUGUUGCCACGACGACUGACCGAACGGAAGUGAUAUAGCUUUCUUUAUUAAGUUUAAUAAGAGUGACAAGGAUGACGCAGAUUUAGGUUUAUUUGUCUUUUGCUCGCGUCUGCGUAUAUCGCUGGCGGUAACAAUGAAAUAUUCAAAAUCGGAAUUUUGUUUUAUUUAUACUUUCCUAUUAAUUUUGAAAAAUAGUCGUAGCGAUAUUAAGGGGGUUUUUGUUUUUGGUGUUAUUUAUGGACGAUCCGCACUUUUUUCGUUAGAAAAUGUCAUUAUAAGUGUUCCUCUUCUCGAUUCUGUAUAGAAAAUUUUAAAAUUUUGACGUACCUAAAGUCUACCGGACCCUUUAAUUUUAUUAGUAAUGAGAUAACUCGAGCAAAAAUUCUAAUUUAUACGACGUUAUCCGUUGAGUAUCUGAGAGGCAAGAUUUUACGACCUACAUCGAUAAUGCUUUAAACUGAACUAAAUCUACUUGCCACUUGCCAUUAUAUAUAUACGAGUUACAAUAAGCGACGGGCUAAAAACCGUAUUUUUAAAUUCGAGCGAAAUUUCGCUCGAACGAUCGCGAUUAUCGAAAUCACUUGAAACUCGAGUACUCGAUUAUUGAAAUUAAUCGGUUUUUCUCAUCACUACAUUUUAUUAUAGUUUAUCUAAAAGCCAUACUUGGUUGGAGAUAGAAAAAUAUCCAAAGUUUUACUGAAAACACUUUUUUUAACAAAAUAAACAAAGAAAAUUGAGACAAGAUGGAAGUUUGACGUUUCAUGUAUGUAUGCGUCUUUCUCUCUCCUAUGCAAUGAGAAAGGCAAACUGAAUUAUGUAAAUCUAAAAAUUUGCAACGUUGUCAUGUCUUGUACUUUUCGGUUGAUUAUGGAUUUUUAAUAAAAUAAUUGGUGGGGGGGGAUUCGGUUAAUAUCUAACUAUAGGUUCUAGCAAUCAUCUUAGUGAAACCAAGCUUGAUUGCUUAGUUUCACUCUUUUGUUUAUUUCUGUUUUUUUAAUACGCACUAUCAGAUGCGCAAUAAAAUCAAUGAAUGAAAAUCAAACCUGAAUCGCGGAAAAGAGACUAAACCGAAGCAAUCACAAACUCAUUCGUGAACCCGUUAGCGGCUGGACUAGGUAUAUUCUAUGAUAUAAAAGGGUAGUUAUCAGUAAAAAAAUCACUCAUUUUAGAUAUGGCAACAUAACUUUAAAUGUCACUAACACCUGAGCUAACUUGUUCAAAUUGUUUACAAAUUGGUUUUGCAAAUUUUCCUCUAGUACGCAUAGAAUUGGUUAAAAAAAGUAACAGAAAUAGCAAAAACCUUUGAACUUUUAUUUGAUUUUUUUUUGAAAUUUUAUUGAAUGCCUAACAAAAUAUGUACGAGAAAACCUUACAAAUAUAAGGAAUUUUGAAAAAAUAUAUUUUGUUACAUUUUUGGAUUUUUCUGAAAAACGGUGAGACCGCUAAAAAAGGUCAGAUUCCUAAUUAACCGACCUCAAAAUACCGUGUAUACAUUUUUUUCUUAAAAUCGGACGAUUUUUCAGUUUUUUCCAAUAAUUAUCAACAUUUUUUUGACAACCAGUUUUUAGACCAAAAUUUUAAAUAUUUUUUUUCUCAAAAACGUUUAAUAUUAACCGCCAAAUUGUAAAUAUUUCUGAUCAGAGAUUUUAUUGUGAAACAUUGAUGCGCAAAAAGCUCCAGUCUAGAUAUUUUAAUUCACCAAAAAUGUCUAAUGCAAGCACAGCCAGGGACGCCCUGUGUAUCGGGUAAACCUUUCUCAGUUUUAUAUUUUCUUAUGUUUUUCUAAUGUUUAAGUAAUUAUAACAAUCCUCUUUACAGAUACUACAUAUAUCAAUAUUUUAGUACGUUUGCCCCCCACCACCACAAUUUUGACAAUUUAAUUUCAUUUUAGUACUUAAUUUAACAAUCGCAGACGCGUAUUCAUUAUUUUCCACGCCCUCCUUAUUUUUAGACCGUUGGCACCAUAAUUUUCCCAAUUUUUUUUGGUUCAAACGCUUUACAGACAGGAUAUAUGUAUCACGUACAUAAAUCACAUUUCUAAACGUCGAUGAUCGUCAUUUAUUUCUUCUUCCUUCUCGCGAGUGUGGUGACGUGGCCAUCUGGAUCGAGAAUCGCUGUUUUUUGUUCGUUACUGAAAGAUUCUUUUAUUAGUUUUUAGUAAUCUCCAGAAGAUACGAAGAGUAGCGAGGAUUUGUCAAUGUGUUGUCGCUAGUCUGAAGAAGAAAACUUAAUGAAUUUCAUGAAAAAAUACACCUGGGAAUCGACACUACUCUAGAGAUAUGGUUAUUUUAUCUCUAUAUACAGAAUGUCAAUUUAAAAUAUUUUUGGGUAUGAUUUCUAGGAGGAAGAAAAUGAAUGGUUUUUGACCUACCUAACCUUUAUAGAAAUUGUACUUAAGUAUUUUGCAUAAAAAACACCCUGUAUAUGCUUGAGUAAUGUUGGUUCUCUUUCAUAUAUACCCCCCUCCCAUCUUCUGUAAAAAAACUUUUAAAACUGAAUGUUAUUUGUUAUAAAUAUUUAUAUCUGUGAAUCUGUGGUCGAGUCGUAGAAAUCUACCAAAAACUUAUUAUAAAUUAAUUAAAGAAAAAAAAACAAUAAAAUAAACACGCAACAUACAACAUUAUACACAAAUCUUUUUUAUAUAUGUAUAUUAUUUUUAUUGUAAAAUUGCUCUUGUCUUUUUUUCUCUGUAUUUCAAAAUACUGACUACUUAAAAAAUAAAAGGAAAUUUAUUCAAAUUCGAUGUCAAUGUAUGUUGUUUAUUAUGGGAACCUUGGGCCAUGUAACGCAUAGACACGUCCUUUUAGCAACAAGUUUCGACGCGAAGUCACAUAGAGGCAAAAGAAUUAUUGUAUUUUUUACUAAUCUAAAUCUAGAUUGUGUUAUAGUCUUUUCAUUGUACAUAUCGUUUUGAAGUUACAUACUCAUAGGAGGUCAUAUUAUGGAGUAAAAUAGGCCUUGAAUUAAACUAUCUAAGGGACAUGUCUCGUUAUGGUCUAAGAAUGGGAUUGACGGGGUGCAAUUUCAACCCUUUCCGAAUUUUUAGUGUUUUUUAUAUCAAAACGCGCAGAUGUUUUCCCUUUCCUUUUUCAACCCCGUCGUCCCCUCUCCUGUACAGACACUCCAUGGUCGACAGAUUACUUUGUAUCAACAUGACUUUUUUCGAUAAAAACCAGAAAAAAACUGCACGCCAUUAGUAAACGGGUCAGUUUUUAUAGAAACAACGAUCGGUAGAAAAUGUAGUAUAUUAUUUUGGGAUAUUUUCGCUGAAGCGCAAAUGAAUUGUGAUGAAUCAAAUGAACUACUCAAGAUACAUACCAGUCUAUUUUCAAUAUCAAAAAAAUCAUUGAGUUACUAUUAUAUAAAUUUAAUAAUCGUUUUUUAUUUGAGAAAGUUUGUUUCUAUAAAAGCUUAAAUCCUUUCAGUGACGAUGUCGAAUUAUUCUUUGAAAAUCUUUUUUGUGUAUAGAUAUAUAAUUGAGA